This is a messenger RNA of Helianthus annuus (common sunflower), 1873 nucleotides long. Its product is annotated as probable carboxylesterase 16. The record is from RefSeq and is a predicted model, not a curated record. NCBI's taxonomy places the organism in Eukaryota, Viridiplantae, Streptophyta, Magnoliopsida, Asterales, Asteraceae. Bases 257 to 1624 code for a protein of 455 amino acids. Gene Ontology annotation, molecular function: hydrolase activity. The transcript has 2 exons.
CAACACAGCGCAAAUGUAUGUGUGCUCACCUGGCACCAUCAUUUGCACCUUUCAUCCUCUCUCUCUACCUACAUUCUCUCUCUACAUCCGCCAUUGAAGAACCUCCAUUAUUUCUCACAACCUUCAUCACUCAACAACCAGUAAAUAUCAUCACUUCCACGUAAUCAAUCUCUCCACAUUGUUUCAUUUCUCAUGAAUUGAUCUCAAAACACGUAACUGUAAACUCUGUGCAGUUAGGGUUUCUCCAAAUAAGGAAAUGCCUAGUGUUUCCGUCAAAUUAUACAGUCUAUUCUUCAAAUUAAUAUUAAAGCGACGGUUACAGAACCGAAUCCAGAACCCUAAUUUAACCGAUGAUAUGACCACCUCAUUCGGCGUCACGUCACGUCCCGAAGAAACCAUUGCCGCCGCUAAUCCGUCGUUCACCGACGGCGUUGCCACCAAAGACAUUCACAUAGAUCCUGCUUCAUGCCUCUCAAUUCGAAUAUUCCUUCCUGACACGUGUCUCGCAUCGCCAGAUUCCGUUGCCGCUAGGGUUAGAACUGUUGGAACGAAGAGAUCUGAACUUGGAUCUAGAUCGUUUCAUAGGCGUAACAGUUACGGCUCACCGGAAACGUGUAAUGUUGUUGGAAGUGAGAGUAAUCGGAGGAGUAGUUAUAGUAAUGGUUUUAGUACGGGUGAUUUGAGUGUGGAAUUGGAGAAUUGUGCGUAUAGAGGUUAUUCGCCGAUUAGUAAGAGGUGUAGGAAGCUGCCUGUGAUGGUGCAGUUUCAUGGAGGAGGAUUUGUGGCAGGGAGUUGUGACUCGGUGGCGAAUGAUUUGUUUUGUCGGAGGAUUGUGAAAGUGUGUGAUGUGAUUGUGGUGGCGGUUGGGUACAGGCUGGCGCCUGAGAGUCGGUAUCCGGCUGCGUUUGAGGAUGGGGUGAAAGUGCUGCAUUGGCUGGCGAAACAGGCGAAUUUGGCGGAGUGUGGGAAGUCAUUGGGGAGGAAGGUGGAUUCGAGGAAGGCAGAUGUGCAAGGGCAUAUUGCGGAUGCGUUUGGGGCUUCGUUGGUUGAGCCUUGGCUGGCUGUGCAUGGAGAUCUGUCCAGAUGCGUUCUUCUUGGGGUGAGUUGUGGUGCAAACAUUGCUGACUAUGUGGCUCGAAAAGCAGUUGAAUCUGGUACCCUACUGAACCCACUUAAAGUGGUGGCUCAAGUGUUGAUGUAUCCAUUCUUCAUUGGAAAUGCUCCCACACGCUCUGAGAUAAAACUAUCAAACUCGUAUUUCUUUGACAAGUCAAUGGGCAUACUAGCAUGGAGACUCUUCCUCCCAGAAGAUGAGUUUAACCUGGACCAUCCUGCAGCCAAUCCCCUGAUUCCCAACAGAGGUGGGCCCCCUUUGAAGCAAAUGCCCCCUACAUUGACCGUUGUGGCAGAACAUGAUUGGAUGAGGGACCGUGCCAUUGCGUACGCGCAGGAGCUAAAGAAGGUGAAUGUAGAUGCACCAGUUCUGGAUUACAAGGACUGUGUUCAUGAAUUUGCUACUCUUGACAUGCUUCUUAGGACACCGGAAGCUCAGGCGUGUGCAGAAGAUAUUGCCAUAUGGGUCAAGAAAUACAUCUCGCUUAGAGGUCAUGAGUUCUCAUAUUAAGCAAACGAAUUUUUUGAAGGAAGGAUACAGAGGGAUUGAGUAUAAACUGAAAGACAUCCUUCGGGUUUUGUUCUGCUUUUUGUACAAUACACGGUUAUGUUAGAAUAUAGUUGAGUUAUGAGAGAUAUCCACCCCCAUGUUGAUUGAUCCCCCUGUGGACAUAUUUGUUCUUUCCCUUGUAACAACAAUAUUGUAACAUUUGUACUGAUGGAUUUAUAUUCAAUGAAUCUCUCAACUUGUAUUGAUGUA